AUCCAUGAUGAGUAACUCCUGAAGGGCUGACUCCAGUCUCCUUUCCUCCACCCCCGCUUCCCUGCUUUCUUGCCUCCUGGAUUCAUUUGAGACCAAAAUUGUGGAGCAGCCAGACAGUCUCACAGUGGAGGCUUCUCACCUGAACUCUUCUGAGAAAGCAACUCCUUGGUCUUGUGUUUUAAGCAGAAAACAGCAACUUCCAGGAGGAAAGCUGGGAGCUGCCAAAGGAGGGCACAGAGGAAGGAGGACAUGCCAAGUGCCUUCGGAGGGGACAAAGUAGAUUUGGAUGCUAGGACUAUCUCUGCCUCCGGAGCACUGAGAUUGGCUCCCCUUGGUUCAUCUGGAAGGAAGAGAGGACAAGCUCCCAGGCCAGCAGUCACCACUACUGAAACCAAAAGAGAGAGAAAGGAAUCAAAACUUGGGAAGAGACGAGAAAAGAAAUAGGGGGAAGGGGAGUUCCAGAGGCAGGAGAGAAGAGCUGAAAACCCUGGUCUCCUGCAAGGGGAGGCUGUGAAGGGGAGACACUGCACAGGAGACCCCCACCGAAACCCUUGGUGGUGCAAAGUGCUGCAUGGGAAGGGGCUGGCCAUGGAGAAGUUGUCCCUGGAAGGGACUGACCUUUGGACUAUCAACGGCUCACUCAUCAACUGCAGCCUGAGCCUUGAGAACCAAACUUAUGGGGUCAACAGCACCACUGAUCCCCUGAAGAGGAAUGAGGACAUGGCCAAGGUGGAGGUGACAGUGCUCUGCCUCAUCCUCUUCCUUGCUCUGACUGGCAAUCUGUGCGUGCUGCUGGCCAUCCACACCACCCAGCACAAGCACUCCCGUAUGUACUAUUUCAUGAAGCACCUGAGCAUUGCUGACCUGGUGGUGGCCAUUUUCCAGGUUCUGCCCCAACUCAUCUGGGACAUCACCUUCAGGUUCUAUGGGCCCGAUUUCCUCUGCCGGCUGGUCAAGUACUUGCAGGUGGUGGGGAUGUUUGCUUCCACCUACAUGCUCCUGCUGAUGUCCCUGGACCGGUGCCUGGCCAUCUGUCAGCCCCUGAGGUCAUUGCACAGGAGGUCUGACCGGGUGUCUGUCCUCCUCACCUGGCUGCUAUGCCUGCUGGUCAGCAUCCCCCAGAUCCACAUAUUUUCCCUGCGGGAUGUGGGCAAUGGGGUGUAUGAUUGCUGGGCAGAUUUCAUCCAGCCCUGGGGAGCCAAAGCAUAUAUCACCUGGAUAACACUGACGGUUUAUGUUAUCCCUGUGCUGAUGCUGAGCGUCUGCUAUGGCUUGAUCAGCUUCAAAAUCUGGCAGAAUGUGAAGCUAAAAACAGCCCACGAGACCAACACGAACCUGUCCUCCAGCGGGACAGCCCUCUCCAGGGUCAGCAGCAUCAAGCUAAUUUCUAAAGCCAAGAUCCGGACAGUCAAAAUGACCUUCAUCAUAGUCUUAGCUUUCAUAGUGUGCUGGACUCCUUUUUUCUUUGUGCAGAUGUGGUCUGUGUGGGACAAGAAUGCUCCCAAAGAAGCAUCCCCAUUUAUCAUCGCCAUGCUCCUAGCAAGUUUAAACAGCUGUUGCAACCCGUGGAUCUACAUGCUUUUCACGGGCCAUCUCUUCCAUGACCUUAUACACCGGUUCCUCUGCUGCUCCACACGUUAUUUAAUAUCCAGGCAAGGAUGUGACCUGAGCGUCAGCAAAAAAAGCAACUCCUCCACGUUUGUCCUGAGUCGCAAGAGCUCAAGUCAGAAGAGCUUCACUCAGCCUUCCACAGCCUGAGAACUGUCCCAGCACUCCAUGGACUACAUCACUACUUCACUCUGACCAUCUUCAAUAUGUAUAUGUAAAGAAGCUGUGAUUCAGAAUAUGGUGGGGAGGGGACCGGGGUUUAUGUGUGUGUGUUUGUGUGUUGAAUUCUUUAUUUAAUUGAGGCAGGAAUAAGAAAAGAACUGCUGUAGUCAAAAGCACAGUUCGGAAUGGAUAGCUUAAUGGAGUUCAAGUCAAUGGAGGUUUUGCAUAAUGACUAAAUAAUAACUGAGGGGCUUGUCCUGAAAGCUGAGUAGACUUACUGAAGCUGACAAGCCAAAUUCAACCCUGGUAUAAGUCUGUACAGCUCCAUUGACUUUAAGGAGUUUCACCAUUGGGAUGGCACAGAGUAAAAGCUACCUGGGCUGUCCUUACUCUAGUAAGAAAGUAUUACUCACGGAAGCAGUUCUAUUGAUUUCUGUUUGGCUCCAGGUUUGUUUAAGGCCUUCCAAUAUGUCCUUAUUUAGCAAUAAUGCCCCAUUGGCAUCAAGAGAGUUUUGACUGAGUAAGGAUUUUGGUCCUGAUCCUGAAACUAUGUAUGCACAUAGAAUCAUAGACUAUCAGGGUUGGAAGGGACCUCAGGAGGUCAUCUAGUCUAACCCCCUGCUCAAAGCAGGACCAAUCCCCAACCAAAUCAUCCCAGCCAGUCAAUCCUUGUCAAUCCUGACCUUAAAAACCUCUAAGAAAGGAGAUUCCACCAGCUCCCUACGUAACUCAUUCCAGUGCUUCACCACUCUCUUAGUGGAAGGGUUUUUCCUAAUAUCCAACCUAAACCUCCCCCAUUGCAACUUGAGACCAUUACUCCUUGUUCUGUCAUCUGUUACCACUGAAAACAGCCCCCUUUCAAGUAGUUGAAAAUAGCUGUCAAUUCCCCCCUCAUUCUUCUUUUCUACAGACUAAAUAAUCCCAGUUCCCUCAGCCUCUCCUCAUAAAUCAUGUGCUCCAGUCCCCUAAUCACUUUUGUUGCCCUCCGUUGGACUUUUUCCAAUUUUUCCACAUCCUUCUUGUAGUGUGGGGCCCAAAACUGGACACAGUACUCCGGAUGAUUAACUUGAAGCAUGUGAAUAAGUCCCAUUGGCUUCAGAGGGACCAUGCACAUAGUUCAGUUUAAGGAAGUGCAUAAAUGCUUACAAGAUCUGGGUGCUGAUACAAUAUCAUGUAUGCUGAUUGUGUUCAAAAGCUUUAGUUAAGGCAAACACUUGGGGUGAACUUCUGGCUCCAUUAAAGUCAAUGACAAAACUUCAGUGGGGCCAGCUUUUACUCUUUGGUUUACUGUAGGCAGUGAAGUAUUACACCAAUACAAUUUUCUUGCUAUGUAAUUCACGCGAUCUUGGUUAUGGCAUGGAGUAUUUGUUAAAAGAUUUUUUUUUUUGGUAAAUAAAAUUUGAUAAAUUCAACUUGAAGAAAAGAGGGGAACAGUGAAAAAAAAAGCAUACGAAGGAAACCUUGGAGGAAACAAUGCUUCAUGCACAAAAUACAAGUAUAUCUAGAUUGUAAGGAAUGCUUUUGUUUCUAGACUAAUGCAAAAAAAAUUUAUGAACUAUACAACAUUGUAUUACAUAAACAUAAAUCUAGGACAACUGUGGUACCACUUUGGAAAAGUGCAAAUAGUUAUGGCACGAUCCUAUUGCUGGUGAAGUCAGUGUGAAUUUCCCCACUGAAUUCAGUGGCGGCAAGAUGAGGUCAUGCAGGGCUGAGUGGCCAACGCUUUGCUCAUGUUCAUCAUCCUUUCUCACACAAGUAGUUCCAAAAGCGAUGGGACACCAUGCAUGAGAUAUGACUGCACACGAAGGAGAGGUUGAGGGAUUUGACUGAAUUUUUGCAAUGGUUAUAAAUACUGCAUAUUUAUCAAUUUUGCUGUUUCAUUAUCAACUGAUCCAUUUUCAGCUUUUAGGUCUAUAGAUUUUAUUUUGGUGUUCAGGCAGUUUUUUAAAAUAGUAGCUUGGGACUGACUUUUAAGCGUCGUGACACUCAUUGGUUCAACUUGGAGUUUAGAUCCCAGCUUGUUCUCAUGCACUAAAGCAGUGGAACAGUGAAGUUCUGCACUUUCUCCGUCCUCGUCUCAUUUUCCUAGAGUUUAAAUGGAUAAUGUGUAGAUUGCUCCCUUUCUGCACUCCCCAAAGGAAGGAAUGUACUUUUAUUUUAAUGGUUUUAUUG
This is a messenger RNA of Dermochelys coriacea (leatherback sea turtle), 3942 nucleotides long. It is a transcript of the gene OXTR, whose product is annotated as oxytocin receptor. Gene Ontology annotation, biological process: female pregnancy; positive regulation of vasoconstriction; regulation of systemic arterial blood pressure by vasopressin. Gene Ontology annotation, cellular component: membrane. The record is from RefSeq and is a predicted model, not a curated record. Gene Ontology annotation, molecular function: vasopressin receptor activity; oxytocin receptor activity; peptide binding. The transcript is spliced from 3 exons. Bases 589 to 1758 code for a protein of 389 amino acids. Lineage: Eukaryota; Metazoa; Chordata; Testudines; Dermochelyidae.